This is a messenger RNA of Apodemus sylvaticus (European woodmouse), 4112 nucleotides long. It is a transcript of the gene Fanci, whose product is annotated as FA complementation group I. Gene Ontology annotation, biological process: DNA repair. Lineage: Eukaryota; Metazoa; Chordata; Mammalia; Rodentia; Muridae. The transcript is spliced from 38 exons. Bases 93 to 4085 code for a protein of 1330 amino acids. The record is from RefSeq and is a predicted model, not a curated record. Gene Ontology annotation, molecular function: DNA polymerase binding.
UGUUGCUCUGGACAACGGAAGUGUGGCUGCGUGGAGUUGAGCGGGAAUUUCGGAAGGAUCCGCUGAGGUUGAGUUCUCUGAUAUGAGCAACCAUGGAUCUGAAAAUUUUAUCUCUAGCAACAGAUAAAACUACAGAUAAACUGCAGGAAUGUCUUCAAAGCCUGAAAGCUGAUGAGCUGGCCAGUCUCCUUCAGAACCAAGCGGUGAAAGGAAGAGCUGUUGGAACGUUCCUGAGAGCCAUCCUCAAAGGCUCCCCCUGCUCUGAGGAAGACGGAGCCCUUAGGAGAUACAAGAUAUAUUCUUGCUGUAUCCAGUUGGUUGAAUCAGGAGAUUUGCAGCAGGAUGUCGCAUCGGAGAUCGUAGGAUUACUAAUGCUGGAGGUUCACCAUUUCCCAGGCCCGUUACUUGUUGACUUGGCCAAUGACUUUGUGGGUGCUGUCAGAGAGGACCGCCUAGUGAAUGGAAAAUCUUUGGAGUUAUUACCCAUCAUCCUUACUGCCUUGGCCACCAAGAAGGAAGCCCUGGCUUGUGGGAAAGGUGAUUUGAAUGGGGAAGAAUGUAAGAGGCAGUUGAUUGACACCCUGUGUUCUGUCAGAUGGGCUCAACGGUACAUGAUCCAACUCACUUCCAUGUUCAAGGAUGUCCGUCUAACGCCAGAAGAGAUGAAUCUUGUGGUGGCCAAAGUGUUGACGAUGUUUUCAAAGUUGAAUCUUCAAGAAAUUCCACCUUUGGUCUAUCAGCUUCUGGUUCUCUCCUCCAAGGGAAGCAGAAGGAAUGUUCUGGAUGGAAUAAUAGCCUUCUUCAGGGAGCUGGACAAGCAGCACAGUGAGGAACAGAGCGACGAUGAGUUGUCAGAGCUUGCUGCUGCCCCAGCAGACGAGCUCCAUCACGUGGAAGGCACCAUUAUUCUGCACAUCGUGUUUGCCAUCAAAUUGGACUGUGAAUUGGGCAGAGAACUUCUGAAACACUUGAAGGCCGGGCAGCAAGGGGAUCCCAGUAAGUGCUUGUGUCCCUUCAGCAUCGCCCUGCUCCUCUCUCUCACGAGAAUACAGAGGUUUGAGGAACAGGUGUUUGAUCUUUUAAAGACGUCCGUUGUGAAAAGCUUUAAGGAUCUUCAGCUCCUCCAAGGCUCAAAGUUUCUUCAAACUCUCGUCCCUCAGAGAACUUGUGUUUCAACCAUGAUCUUAGAAGUGGUGAAGAAUAGUGUCCAUAGUUGGGAUCAUGUAACUCAAGGUCUGAUAGAAUUUGGUUUCAUCUUGAUGGAUUCCUAUGGGCCAAAGAAGAUUCUUGAUGGAAAAGCUGUUGAAAUUGGCUCCAGUCUUUCUAAAAUGACAAACCAGCAUGCAUGUAAGCUAGGAGCUAAUAUCUUGUUGGAAACCUUUAAAAUCCACGAGAUGAUCAGACAAGAAAUUCUGGAGCAAGUCCUCAACAGAGUUGUUACUCGAACAUCCUCUCCCAUCAGUCAUUUCUUAGAUUUGUUUUCAGAUAUUAUCAUGUAUGCACCUUUAAUUCUUCAGAACUGUUCAAAAGUCACAGAGACUUUUGACUACUUGUUCUUUCUGCCCCUCCAGACUGUGCAAGGGCUGCUCAAGGCAGUGCAGCCGCUUCUCAAGAUCAGCAUGUCGAUGAGAGACUCCUUGAUCCUUGUCUUGCGGAAAGCUAUGUUUGCCAGCCAGCUGGACGCCCGGAAAUCUGCAGUUGCUGGGUUUUUGCUGCUCUUAAAGAACUUUAAAGUCCUAGGCAGCCUGCCGUCCUCACAAUGCACGCAGUCUAUUGGAGUCACGCAGGUGCACGUGGACGUCCACAGCCGAUACAGUGCUGUCGCCAACGAGACUUUUUGCCUUGAGAUCAUAGACAGCCUGAAAAGAUGCUUAGGACAGCAGGCUGAUGUCCGGCUCCUGCUCUAUGAGGGCUUCUACGAUGUCCUUCGCCGGAACUCUCAGCUGGCUAGUUCAAUCAUGCAGACUCUGUUCUCACAGUUAAAACAGUUCUAUGAGCCAGAGCCUGAUCUGCUACCUCCUCUGAAGCUAGGAGCUUGUGUUGUGACCCAGGGAAGUCAGAUCUUUCUACAAGAGCCGCUGGACCAUCUGCUGUCUUGCAUUCAGCAUUGCUUGGCCUGGUACAAGAACAGAGUAGUCCCCCUGCAGCAAGGAGAUGAAGGAGAGGAGGAGGAGGAGGAAUUGUACCAUGAGCUGGAUGAUAUGUUGGAGUCCAUUACUGUCAGAAUGAUCAAGAGUGAGCUAGAAGACUUUGAGCUGGAUAAAUCAGCAGAUUUCUCUCAGAGCACUAAUGUCGGCAUCAAGAAUAAUAUCUGUGCAUGUCUCGUAAUGGGAGUGUGUGAAGUUUUAAUGGAAUAUAAUUUCUCCAUAAGUAACUUCAGCAAGAGUAAGUUUGAGGAGAUCCUGAGCCUCUUCACAUGUUACAAGAAGUUCUCUGACAUUCUCAGUGAAAAAGCUGGUAAAGGCAAAGCUAAGAUGGCCAGUAAGGCCAGCGAUAGUCUUCUGUCCAUGAAGUUUGUGUCUGAGCUUCUCACUGCUCUCUUCAGAGAUAGCAUCCAGAGUCAUGAAGAGAGCCUGUCUAUCCUGCGGUCCAGCAGCGAGUUUAUGCACUAUGCAGUGAACGUCGCUCUGCAGAAGGUACAGCAGCUGAUACGAACAGGGCGCGUGAGUGGUCCCGAUGGCCAGAACCCAGACAGGAUCUUUCAGAACCUCUGUGACAUAACUCGGGUCUUACUGUGGAGAUACACGUCAAUUCCUACCUCUGUGGAGGAGUCGGGGAAGAAAGAGAAGGGAAAGAGCAUCUCGCUGCUGUGCUUGGAGGGUUUGCAGAAGAUACUCAGUGCUGUGCAGCAGUUCUAUCAGCCCAAGGUCCAGCAGUUUCUCCAGGCUCUGGAUGUCAUGGGCACAGAAGAAGAAGAAGCAGGUGUCACUGUCACUCAGAGGGCCUCAUUCCAGAUCCGGCAAUUUCAGAGAUCCUUGUUGAAUCUGCUUAGCAGCGAAGAGGAAGAUUUUAACAGCAAAGAAGCCCUCCUGCUCCUUACGGUUCUCUCCACCCUGUCCAAGCUGCUGGAACCCACCUCCCCUCAGUUUGUGCAGAUGUUAUCCUGGACAUCUAAGAUUUGCAAGGAAUACAGCCGUGAGGAUGUCUCAUUUUGCAAGAGUUUGAUGAACCUGUUCUUCAGCCUGCAUGUCUUAUAUAAGAGUCCUGUCACCCUGCUUCGUGACUUGUCCCAGGAUAUCCAUGGGCAGCUGGGAGACAUAGAUCAAGAUGUAGAGAUUGAGAAGACAGACCACUUUGCUAUGGUGAACUUGAGAACGGCUGCCCCCACUGUCUGUCUACUUGUUCUGAGUCAGGCUGAGAAAGUCCUAGAAGAAGUGGACUGGCUGAUCACCAAGAUCAAAGGCUCGGUGAACCAGGAAACUCUCUCAGGUGACAUGUCUCCAGAAGAUGCCUCUUCUCAAGCCGUUCCACCAAAUCUUCUCAUUGAGAAAGCUAUCAUCAUGCAACUGGGAACGCUCGUUACAUUCUUCCAUGAGCUAGUGCAGACAGCCCUACCAUCCGGCAGCUGUGUAGACACUUUAUUAAAGGACCUGUCCAAAAUCUACAGCACCCUAACAGCAUUCAUCAAAUAUUAUCUCCAGGUAUGUCAGAACUCCAGAGGAAUUCCAAACACUGUGGAAAAGCUGGUGAAGCUGUCAGGCUCUCAUCUGACCCCCGUCUGUUACUCUUUUAUUUCUUAUGUACAAAAUAAGAGCAGUAACAACCCAAAGUGCUCAGAAAAGGAGAAGGCUGCGGUUAGCACAACCAUGGCCAAAGUUCUUCGUGAAACCAAACCAAUCCCUAACCUUGUCUUUGCCAUUGAACAGUAUGAAAAAUUUCUUAUCCAGCUGUCUAAAAAGUGCAAGGUAAACCUGAUGCAGCACAUGAAGCUGAGUACGUCUCGGGACUUCAAGAUCAGAGGCAAUGUCCUAGACAUGGUUCUCCGAGAGGACGGGGAAGACGAAAGUGAAGAGGGCGCUGCAUCAGCACUUACACAGCAGGACAAAGAACCAGCCAAGAAGAGGAGGAAGAAAUGCCUGAGUUAAUGCGACCUUAGGGUGUCUGCUUCAUUU